Lathyrus oleraceus (garden pea) is the source of this 2179-nucleotide messenger RNA. RefSeq lists its product as uncharacterized. The record is from RefSeq and is a predicted model, not a curated record. NCBI's taxonomy places the organism in Eukaryota, Viridiplantae, Streptophyta, Magnoliopsida, Fabales, Fabaceae. The transcript is spliced from 9 exons. Bases 402 to 1445 code for a protein of 347 amino acids. Gene Ontology annotation, molecular function: protein dimerization activity; DNA binding.
CACAAUUUUACAUGCUGGCAAUUUCACAAAGGCCCUAGCCUUUUUCCAUUCAGACUCAGCAAAACACACAUUUCCUCACUUUUCUCAUCUCACGCUCUCUCACUUUCUCUUCAAGAACUGUUCAUCUUCUCAAACCCUAAUCCACCGUCGCCGCUGCAAAAACCUUAAUAUGGCAUAGAUCCUUCUUCUAAACCGUGUAUAUUGUUCACUGAACUCUUCUUCAUCAUCUUCUUUAAGAUCUCUGAUUCUUCUAAAAAACUCUAAUCAGGUAAUGUUACUUUUCUGUUUGAUUCUUGAUUUAAUAGCUAAUGUUAUCUCUCUGAUUCUUGAUUUAUUUGUAUUAAUUAUUUUGUUGGAUUUUGUUUUGACAUGUUUUAUUAUAUGGACUGGAAAUUGGAAAGAUGGAGCAAGGAGAUAGUAGUAGAGAAGUACCACCAGUUGGGUUGGAAAUUAUGGAGCAAGAACAACAAGACACUGCAACUGAGGCUCUUAUCCCUCCUAUUGACCAUAGUAGAAAGAGAAGGAGGCCUAAUGCGGAUGGUCCCAAGAAAAAAUCUUCAUGUUGGGACCAUUUUAUCGAAUUAACUGAUGUUGUGGAACAAACUGCUGCCUGUAAGCAUUGCCAUAAACGAUAUAGAUGUGAUCCUAAAUCACACGGAACGUCUAACAUGCUCGCCCACUCCAAAAUUUGUUACAAAAAUCCUUACCUAGAAAAUGACCUGAAACAAACCAACCUUGCUUUUGGUAGUGGUGGCUUGAUUUCUGUUAGCCCAAAGUUUGAUAAAGAAGCUUGUAGAAAGGCAAUAACUCUGUUUGUUAUCCUUGAUGAACACCCAUUUAGAGUAGUUGAUGGUGAGGGUUUUAUAUUCUUAUGUAAUCAAUUAGAACCACUUUUGACUAUCAUUGAUGGUGAGGGUUUUAUAUUCUUAUAUUCUUCACAUUUUCUAAGGGCUGAUGCAUUUAAGCAACAUUUGAAGGAUAAAGAUACCAUUGAUAAAAAAAAUGAACUUGAGAGGUACUUGAAUGAUCCUUGUACAAAUGAUAAUGACAAAUCAUCCCUUCUAACUUGGUGGAAACAAAAUAAACCUCGUUACCCAAUCCUAGCAGCAAUGGUGAAAGAAAUUUUGGCCACCCCUGUAUCAACCGUAGCUUCGGAGAGUGCAUUUAGCACCGGGGGGAGAGUUUUAGAAUGUUAUAGGAGCUCUUUGAGUCCAGCAGUGGCUGAAGGGCUGAUAUGUACUCAGAACUGGUUGAAGCCAGCUCGUACAUAUUUCAAAGACAUCAAUUACAUAGAAGAGUUUGGGAUAACUGAGGAAAUCAUAUCAGAAUUUCAACAAUGCUUCAUAACCGCAAAUAUUGGGGCUGCUGGAGCUGGAGCAGCAGUUGGAGGUGCUACUGGUGCUGCUGUAGGUUCUACUCAAACACAACCAAUAGGUUGUGAUUGAGAAAUAUGAUGCUUCUAAUUUUUUUGAAAUCAUUUUGAUAUUUUGGAGUCAUAUAUGACUUGUACAUCUUGGCACAACACAUAAUUAUAUUUUGUAAGCCUUUUUUGGGAGGUCAAAUUUUCUGUGAUGAAUCUUGGCACUCACUCAAGCUUCAAUGAAAUUAGAUUAAGAUGUUUUGCUUGUUGGAAUUUGGCAUUUUGUUUUCAAAUGUUUGGCUUGCUUACUAUGAGACUGCUCAUUUGUCAAAGAGUUGUGAAUUGAAAGCCACAAAACUCUAUAACAGUAAGUAACGGUUCCAAGCAACAUUAAAUUUCCAUGUAGUUGUGAUUGAGGGUCAAGCUCUAGAAUAGGCAUUGCUGAGUUGAACCAUGGGAAAGUGAAUGCUCAAUAGAUUUAAUUGGUGUACAAACAAUAGGUUCCGUUGAUAUCAAGGUUCAGCAUAUGCAGAUUCAACAUACCCCAAUUCAACAAAUAUGCCAAUUCAACAAUGCAUAAUGGUUUAUCUAUAUCUUUAUCUCAAGAACUACAAUCACAAUAUUUGUCCUUCUUGUUGGAUGAAUUAUUGAUCAUGUUGCUUGUUGGAUGGUUUUAAACUUCUUUGAUACUCACUAUGGAUGAUUGUAAUUAUAACUUUAGAUGUGUUGUGUCUAUAUUAAUAGUGUUGUUAUAAUGCUAAAUGUUAAGAUAAUUAGACAUGUGAUUGAUAAUAUAUUUAUUAAUAGCCUUGAGCUUGA